Molecule: messenger RNA, 3048 nt
Organism: Aspergillus clavatus NRRL 1
Lineage: Eukaryota; Fungi; Ascomycota; Eurotiomycetes; Eurotiales; Aspergillaceae
Product: mannose-ethanolamine phosphotransferase MCD4
Exons: 5
Coding region: 1-3048 (1015 amino acids)
Biological process (GO): GPI anchor biosynthetic process
Cellular component (GO): endoplasmic reticulum membrane
Molecular function (GO): mannose-ethanolamine phosphotransferase activity
Source: RefSeq, a predicted model, not a curated record
AUGGCGCGUCUCGGCCGCGUUGGGUUCCUGACCCUCGCGGUGGUGUUCCAUCUCAUAUAUGCUUAUUCGAUAUUUGACAUAUACUUUGUCAGUCCGAUCGUUAGUGGAAUGAGAUCAUAUCGUGUCGAGCGAGAACCUAAAACCGAUGCGCCCGCCAACCGCCUUGUCUUGUUUGUUGCCGAUGGCUUGCGUGCCGAUAAGGCCUUCGAACCAGCUCCAGAUCCGUCUCCGGAAGAUGGUUCAGACGCUCAGAAUACCGAUCCAAUCUAUCUUGCUCCCUUUAUACGAUCCCGCGCUCUCUCCCACGGUACCUUUGGCGUCUCUCAUACACGAGUCCCUACCGAAUCUCGACCCGGCCAUGUUGCCCUCAUUGCGGGCUUGUACGAAGAUGUCUCCGCGGUGACAACAGGUUGGAAAUUGAACCCGGUCAACUUCGACAGUGUCUUCAAUCGGAGUCGGCAUACUUGGAGCUGGGGCAGUCCUGAUAUUCUUGCAAUGUUCAAGGAGGGCGCGGUUCCUGGCCGGGUCGAUGCGGAUAUGUAUAGCGAAGAGGCGGAGGACUUUACGGCGGAUGCGACGAAAUUGGAUACUUGGGUCUUCAACAAGGUGAAGGAGCUUUUUGCGUCAGCAAAGAGUGAUCCUGAGUUGGAUGCGAAGCUGCGUCAGGAUAAAAACGUCUUCUUCCUACAUCUUCUCGGCCUCGAUACCAGCGGACACUUCUACCGUCCGUACUCCAAGGAGUACCUGCACAAUAUCAAAAUUGUGGAUCAGGGAGUGCAGGAGAUAACAAACCUGAUUGAAGACUUCUACGGCGAUGGCAAGACGGCAUUCAUUUUCACAGCGGACCAUGGCAUGAGUGAUUGGGGAAGCCAUGGGGACGGUCAUCCCGACAACACCAGGACUCCACUUGUCGCCUGGGGAUCUGGAGUGGCUGGGCCGCACUUAUCGGAGGGCAAUGUGCGCACAGGUCAUGAGGAUGGCUAUUCUUCCGAUUGGGGUCUGAAUGGCAUUCAGCGACAUGAUGUCGCGCAGGCCGAUGUCGCUGCUCUAAUGUCCUAUCUCGCUGGCUUGGAUUUUCCCGUGAACUCUGUGGGCCAGUUGCCUCUGGACUAUAUUGAUGCUAGCCCUAAGGAAAAGGCACUUGCUGCCCUGGCAAACACACAAGAAGUCUUGGAGAUGUACCGUGUCAAGGAGGACCAGAAGAGGGCCACGUUGCUACGGUACAAGCCGUUUGAGCCGCUAGCGGAUUAUGGAGAAGACUCGGUGGAGGAGCAUAUCGCCGAAAUCAAUACCCUUAUUGCAAAUGGGUCCUAUGAGGGGUCGAUUCAGAGAUCUUCCGCGCUCCUCGCCACGGCCCUGGAGGGCCUGCGCUAUCUCCAGACAUAUGACUGGCUUUUCCUACGCACGAUCAUCACUUUCGGCUACCUAGGGUGGAUUGCAUAUGCACUGACCACGGUUAUUGAUCUGCAUGUCUUGCAUGGUACCUCGGACUCCAAUCGGAGCUUGUCAAGUACUAUAUUCUUCACUUCUAUUCUCACGGUGCUAUUCUCUGUUCUCUUCUAUCAGAAGUCUUCGUGGAGAUACUAUUUCUAUGCAUUCUUCCCCAUAUUUUUCUGGGAAGAGGUUUUUGCACGGAGAAGGGCUUUGGUCGCUGGGCGCGAAAUUCUUCUGAGUCACGUCCGUUCCUUUGGCGGCUACCUCACGUUGAGUCUCCAAGUGAUAGCCUUCGUUGGUGUGCUAGAGGCUCUUGUUCAAUCUUACUUUCAUCGGGAGAUCCUUACGCUAUGUUUCGUCUUGGGGUCAUUUUGGCCUGUUCUCCAAGGUGUCGACUUUGUGAAACAGAACACGCUGUUAUCCGCUACCUGGGCGGUGGGAUGCUCCUUGAUGAGUACCUUUACUCUGCUUCCAGUGAUCAAAGUCGAGAAUGUCGACACUAUAACUUAUGCCGCUGUGCUGAUGUUCUUGACCGGAUUGUUCUAUCUCCUUUUUGAGGACAGUAUCUUGAAGCGUAGCAAGGCAUUGGAACAUUCGCCCAGUCGUACGUCGACUUGGGGCUCCCGAAUCAUUAUGGGUGCGCAGGUUGGUAUGGUACUACUUGCCUUAAUUGUCACAAGAUCCAGUGUGGCGUCUCUGCAGGCCAAAGAAGGCCUUCCGUUUGGCAACCAGGUAGUCGGCUGGUUUGUUCUGGUUGCUUCGCUUCUGCUACCGUUUCUCCAUCGAUUAUAUCCCAAUAAGCACUACCUGCACCGCCUCCUGGUCCUGUUUCUCACAUUUUCGCCGAUCUUCAUCAUCCUCACCAUCUCCUAUGAGGGGCUUUUCUAUUUCGUUUUCUGUAUGACUCUGGUCACCUGGGUUCGACUGGAGCAUGCCAUUUACGUGUACAAUGUGACGCCCGGGGAUCAUGGGGUGGGUAGGGGGUCUGUCCCGAAGAAGCCAGGCCUGAAGGCGACGGCGGUGGUUGAUGGGCAGGAAUACCGCUACCGCACGCUAGGGCUGGCAGACACCCGCGUGGCGUUAUUUUUCUUCUUCCUCCUCCAAUCAGCCUUUUUCAGCACGGGCAACAUCGCGUCGGUCUCAUCAUUUUCGCUCGAGAGCGUGGUUCGCCUCAUCCCGGUAUUCAGUCCGUUCAGCCAGGGCGCCCUGCUGAUCCUGAAACUGCUCAUCCCCUUUGCCAUCAUCAGCGCUAAUCUGGGGAUUCUCAACCGCCGACUGGAAGUGGCGCCCAGCGCCUUGUUCAUGGUGGUCAUGUCCAUCUCGGACGUCAUGACGCUCAAUUUUUUCUACAUGGUGCGGGACGAGGGGUCGUGGCUGGACAUUGGCACCACCAUCAGCCACUUCCUGAUCGCCAGCUUCCUGUGCACGUUUGUCGCAGGCCUAGAGUUCCUAAGCGAGGUCUUCAUCAGCGGGGUGGAUUUCGGACCGUCCGCCAAGGCGAUGGGGGCGGCCAUCACCAGGGCUGUGGAAGGGGUGGAAGGGGAAGUCCCUGGGUCUGGAUCUGAGCACGAGCUCGAGGGUCUCGAAGGCAGCGGCAAUGGUAGCUCGUUAUGA